Messenger RNA from Photinus pyralis (common eastern firefly), 858 nucleotides. RefSeq lists its product as uncharacterized. Lineage: Eukaryota; Metazoa; Arthropoda; Insecta; Coleoptera; Lampyridae. Gene Ontology annotation, molecular function: DNA binding. The transcript has 2 exons. The record is from RefSeq and is a predicted model, not a curated record. Bases 60 to 680 code for a protein of 206 amino acids. Gene Ontology annotation, biological process: DNA recombination; DNA integration.
CUUUUACGAGACAACAAAUCGGUACGUUUUUAGAGGAAGCACCCGAUGAAACAUUUUUAAUGAUGAAAGUUGCUCUAAUAUUAGGAGUUGCUGGGGCUUGUCGUCGAGAGGAGUUGACGAAAAUGACGGUGAACGAUAUCCAAGGCGAAGAUACGUUUUUACUCGUAACGAUUCCAGACUCCAAAACGCAUGUUCCAAGAACUUUUUCUGUUACGGAGGGAAAAGAGAAUUGGAUACACUUGUACCAGAAAUAUAAAGCGCUUCGUCCUCAAAAUGCUCAAACUUCGCGACUUUUUUUAAAUUAUAAAAUGGGAAAAUGUACCGUACAACCUGUGGGUAUUAAUACAUUUGGAGCAAUUCCUAAGAAAAUUGCGAGUUACCUGAAAUUGCCAAAUGCUUCUAGUUUUACGGGUCAUUGUUUUCGGCGUACCUCCGCAACGCUACUUGCUAAUGCUGGAGCAGACCUUUUGAGUCUUAAACGUCAUGGGGGCUGGCGGUCGUCGACGGUAGCGGAAGGAUACGUAGAUGGUUCUCUUCAAGGCAAAUUAGAAGUAUGUAACAAAAUAAUUGGUAAUGCUUGUCAAUCAAAUGAUCCUUGCACACCUUCGACAUGUCAACCAGAUGAUCCUUGCAAGUUGCACAUCUUCGACAGCGUCCACAUCUACAUUAAUAACUUCUAAAUGCUCUGUGUCAAAUUCGUUACUUCCAGGUGUUAAUAUAAGUAACUGUUCAUCAUUUACCAUUAAUUUAAAUAUUACUAGCCAGAAGUAGCUGUAAUUGUAAAUUGUGGCAUUAAAAUAAAAAAAAGGUAUCUUUGUUUUUACUUAAGAGUGUGGAAAAUAAGUGUGGAAAAAUUUU